AUGUCUCAAACAUUAUUUUUAAAAUAUGAGAAUGACUUUCAAAAGUUACUCGGUGAAUUUAACACUAACCUUCAGCAAUAUCCUUAUACCUAAUCUAAGAAUGAAACUUUGUAGACAUUAAAAUCCACACUCCAAAAAGCAGAAAAAUAAGUACGCAUGGAUAUAUCUAUGAUUUUAAGUUUUAAUGUAUGCAAAUUGAAUUGAAAGCAUCAUCAACUCUGGAAGCUGAAUUAAAACCAAAAUUAAAAUAGCAUGGAUAGAAUUUAUAAACAGCCAAAGACAAUUUGACAUCCAUUGAAAAAUCAAAAUCCUUUGAAUAGUCUCAGCCAAAUGUUAAUUUUGACAAUAAAAGGAGAUUAGAAAAUAAUACAAAUAAAAUAGAAUCGCAAACCAAUCAAUUAGAGAAUUGCCAUAAAGAAUUAUUCCAUACUGUUGACUUGCAAUAAACCAUAAUGACUGACCUCGACACUUAAAAGAAGUAACUGUUGGAAACCAUCGAUAAUGUAUUAUAAUUAGUUGAUUUAUUAAGACAAAUGACAUUAGAAAAAUCGUCUAGUAGACUGGGAGAGAUGUGAGAGUUAUGUAAAACAGAGAGCUCUUUAGUAAAGCUUUGAAAUUGGGAUUGAUUGGAGUGUUGACACUAGGGAAUAUAAUGUUGAUAUACUAUAAAAUAUGA
Paramecium octaurelia is the source of this 676-nucleotide messenger RNA. NCBI's taxonomy places the organism in Eukaryota, Ciliophora, Oligohymenophorea, Peniculida, Parameciidae. The record is from the annotation of a GenBank genome assembly.